Drosophila innubila is the source of this 1170-nucleotide messenger RNA. It is a transcript of the gene Vamp7, whose product is annotated as vesicle-associated membrane protein 7. The transcript is spliced from 5 exons. Gene Ontology annotation, cellular component: SNARE complex; membrane. NCBI's taxonomy places the organism in Eukaryota, Metazoa, Arthropoda, Insecta, Diptera, Drosophilidae. Gene Ontology annotation, molecular function: SNAP receptor activity; SNARE binding. Gene Ontology annotation, biological process: exocytosis; vesicle fusion. The record is from RefSeq and is a predicted model, not a curated record. The coding region runs from base 370 to 1029 and encodes 219 amino acids.
AAAAAAUAAUUGUAAUAAUAACCAAAGCAAUAUGCAAUGGUAUUUUAAAAUUUAAUUAGCUAAUUAUGAAAUAAUUAAUUGAUUUGAGAGAGAGAGAAAGAGAACUAAAUUGCAAACGCAUGACGUAUAUUAUUGCUGUUAAAAUUGGGUAAACAGUGUUAAGACAAUAAUUAAAUACAUUGCGACGAUCCAUUUCUUAGGCAGGGGAACUUUACAACGUUCUGAGACGUUGUUGUUGUUGGUCUUUUUGUUGUGCUGAUAAAGCAAAAUAAGAGCAACGAAACAAAUCUGAAGUCGAGUUAGUCACCACGCCUUUGCGGCAGUAAAAACUUGAACUAGCAGACAUCGAAUUCGAACGAAACCCACAUAAUGCCGAUAUUAUAUAGCGUUAUAGCGCGCGGCACAACUGUGCUGGCUAAAUUCGCCGAUUGUGUUGGAAAUUUUGCAGAAGUGACUGAGCAAAUUGUGGGCAAAAUUGGAGUACACAACCACAAGAUGACCUACACACACGGCGACUAUUUGAUACACUAUACGUGCGAGAAUAAAUUGAUUUACAUGUGCAUAACCGACAAUGAAUUCGAACGCUCUCGCGCAUUUCUCUUUCUGGCGGACAUUAAAAAGAAAUUUAUACAGACCUUUGGCCUACAGGUGGCCACAGCAAUUGCCUAUGCCAUGAACACGGAAUUCUCCAAGGUUUUGGGACAGCAAAUGGUAUACUUCAGUCAAUCUCCUGAAGUCGACACCAUAUCCCGUGUACAUGGUCAAAUCGACGAACUUAAAGAUAUUAUGGUUAAAAAUAUUGAUACUAUACGCGAUCGGGGCGAGAAAUUGGAGCUGCUCGUCACAAGGACAGAGAACUUGAAUAAUCAUUCGGUAGCAUUCCGCAAGCAAUCACGAAAUCUGGCGCGUCAAAUGUUUUGGAAGAACAUCCGAGUCUACAUUGUCGUAGGCCUAGUGAUCAUAUUUAUUAUUUAUGUAAUUGUUAGCAUGGCCUGUGGUGGCCUAGCUUGGCAAUCGUGCAUUCAUUAAGAAGACAAUUUCAAUACUUACUGUUAUAGCUCAUUGCCCAUGUUUAUUUACAUAUAUAUUAAACUUUCGUACUAUCAUAAUCUCUGUUAUAUGUAAUAAAGAUGAGUGUAUACAAUUAUAUUUCUAUAUAAAUCCGCCAAA